AUGACACUAAAAAGUCCACACUUAUCUGUGUGUCAUGACAUCACAGGUCCCACACUGUUGUCCGUGCCGGCUGUUCCAGUGAAUGUGGAUCAUGGUAAUAAGGAGAAAUCCAUUGAAACGGAAAGAGGACAGUGGGGUAGCAAAGCUGAAUUCAUUUUAUCAUGCAUUGGACUUUCAGUAGGCAUCGGUAACGUCUGGCGUUUUCCAUACUUGGCUUACCAGAAUGGAGGAGGUGCUUUCCUUUUGCCGUAUUUCCUCCUUCUUAUAGUGGUUGGCAAACCCAUGUACUUCAUGGAAGUGGCACUAGGGCAGUUUUCUAGCCUCGGUCCUAUGUCAGUUUGGAGAUGUUUUCCGUUAGGCAGGGGAAUCGGAGCUGCCAUGAUUACGAUCUCGUUAUUGGUCGCAAUUUACUACAACGUAAUAAUGGGGUACUGUCUUUAUUACAUGGGGCAAUCCUUUCGAUCUGAUGUGCCUUGGAGCAGCUGUUAUGAAUGGUGGGGAGCAGACAACAAUACUUGUUACGUCAGAAAUGGACAGGAUCGUUGUCCAGUCGCAAUAGAUAAAUUAGCGAGAAAAUACAAGAGCAAGUUUAAUGCUUCAACUAAAUUCGCGCUUGAUGGCCUCAUUAACGUCACAUUGUCUGACAAGAAAAGCAGCGCCCUCUUACCACAAAGAGAAUAUUAUUCCGCUUUACAAAACUGUACCAACGCAACUCAAACAGCGUCUGAACAAUUCUGGGAGCGGUUCGUUUUAAACAUAACAGGGGGAAUAGAAGACAUCGGGGUGAUUAAGUGGGAUCUAGCUGCAUGUUUGUUUGUGUCUUGGAUGAUCGUAUUUUUAUGCCUAAUGAAAGGAGUAAAGUCUUCAGGAAAGGUUGUCUAUUUUACUGCUACCUUUCCCUAUCUAAUUCUAAUAAUUCUACUGAUUCGGGGUUUGAUAUUAGAUGGCGCUGGAAUUGGUCUUCGAUACUUCCUUAUUCCUCAAUGGGAAAAACUAAAAGAUGUGACCGUAUGGAGGGCAGCAGCUGAGCAGUUGUUUUUUUCAUUGAGUGUAGCUUCGGGAGGUUUAAUUAUGUUUGGCAGCUACAACAAGUUUUAUAACAAAGUUUACAGGGACGCCAUGUUCGUUAGCUCUCUGGAUUUCCUUACAAGUUUAAUCGCUGGAAUCGUAAUAUUUUCCGUUCUUGGAAACAUGUCCGAAAAACUUGGUAUUGAUAUUGAAGAUGUUGUUGAAGGAGGUAUUGGAGGCCUUAUCUCUCUUUAUUAUGCAACAACUUUGAUUCAUUAUUGUUGUUAUUGUUUUCAGGGAGGACAGUACAUUCUGAACCUGAUGGACACGUAUGGUGGUGGUUUUGCUAUAACCUUCAUUGCGAUAUGUGAACUUGUAGCUCUGAUGUGGGGUUAUGGUAUUAAACGAUUUUGCGACGACUUGGAGUUUAUGUUGGGCACACGACCUAACCUCUUCUGGAAGGCUUGUUGGUUUGUUGUUUCUCCUCUGGUUUUAAUAAAUGUUAAGGAAGUUGUGAAGCCUGACACCAGGUGGGGUCCUGCUGACCCAGAAGUAAGACAGCAGUAUUUCAAGAAGCAAUCUAUCGGAUUUAGCGAGCCAGAACCAAACACCAAAGAGCUCGAUAACCCUGCUCUUGAAACCGGAGGCGAUCGGUUUUAA
This is a messenger RNA of Limulus polyphemus (Atlantic horseshoe crab), 1668 nucleotides long. RefSeq names its product sodium- and chloride-dependent glycine transporter 2-like. The record is from RefSeq and is a predicted model, not a curated record. Gene Ontology annotation, cellular component: membrane. Bases 1 to 1668 code for a protein of 555 amino acids. Gene Ontology annotation, molecular function: L-amino acid transmembrane transporter activity. The transcript is spliced from 12 exons. Gene Ontology annotation, biological process: sodium ion transmembrane transport. Lineage: Eukaryota; Metazoa; Arthropoda; Merostomata; Xiphosura; Limulidae.